Agelaius phoeniceus (red-winged blackbird) is the source of this 961-nucleotide messenger RNA. RefSeq names its product purine nucleoside phosphorylase (gene PNP). The record is from RefSeq and is a predicted model, not a curated record. Gene Ontology annotation, cellular component: cytoplasm. Gene Ontology annotation, biological process: nucleoside metabolic process. Gene Ontology annotation, molecular function: purine-nucleoside phosphorylase activity. NCBI's taxonomy places the organism in Eukaryota, Metazoa, Chordata, Aves, Passeriformes, Icteridae.
AUGGACGGGAGUUUCGAGGCGUGCGCGGAGGCCGCGCGGUGGCUGCGGGCGCAGUUCCGGGAGCCGCCGCGGGUGGCGCUGGUGUGCGGCUCGGGGCUGGGGGCGCUGGCCGAGGAGCUCACGGAGGCCAAAACCAUCGACUAUCGCGACAUACCGCACUUCCCCCGCAGCACCGUGCAGGGCCACGCCGGCCGAUUGGUCGUCGGGCGCCUCGGCUCCGCCCCCUGCGCCGUCCUGCAGGGGCGGUUCCACCUCUACGAGGGCCACGCCCCCAGCCAGGUGGUCAUUCCCGUCCGGACCAUGGCCCUGCUCGGUGUCCACACCCUGGUGCUGACCAACGCCGCGGGGUCGCUGCGGCCGGAGCUCGGCCCCGGUCACCUGCUGGUCAUCCGUGACCACAUCGACCUGCCCGGCCUGGCCGGACGCUCGCCCCUGGUGGGGCCCAAUGACGACAGGUUCGGGCCCCGUUUCCCGUCCAUGACCGACGCCUACGACCCGGCCCUGCGGCGCCUGGCGCUGGCGCUGGCGCCCAAGGAGCUGCGGGCGCGCUCCGGGGUCUACGUGGGCGUGGGGGGCCCGAGCUACGAGACCCCGGCCGAGUGCCGCUUCCUGCGCAGGGCGGGCGCGCACGCCGUCGGUAUGAGCACGGUCUCGGAGGCGGCGGCCGCGCGUCACCUGGGCCUGCGCGUGCUGGGGCUGUCGCUCAUCACAAACUCCGCCCCCGCCGACAGCGACGACGAGGACGAGGGUGACGUCACGGGCGGAGGGGCGGGGCCCGGGGCACGCCCCGCCCCGCCGGGGGCGGGGCACGAGGAGGUGCUGGCGGCCGCCCAGGAGGGGGCGCGGCACCUGCGGGCGCUGCUGGCGGCCCUGGCCCCGCGAUUGGACGAGCCCGGGAGACACGCCCCCCUCCGUGACGUCAUCGCGGGAGGGGCGCCGUCGUCGUAGGGGUGAUGGCGUC